Molecule: messenger RNA, 768 nt
Organism: Ricinus communis (castor bean)
Lineage: Eukaryota; Viridiplantae; Streptophyta; Magnoliopsida; Malpighiales; Euphorbiaceae
Product: histone H2B
Exons: 1
Coding region: 96-542 (148 amino acids)
Biological process (GO): nucleosome assembly
Cellular component (GO): nucleosome
Molecular function (GO): protein heterodimerization activity; structural constituent of chromatin; DNA binding
Source: RefSeq, a predicted model, not a curated record
CAAACGCUCUCAACAACAAAAUAUCUCUUAUCCCAAAUUGUUAUCGCUUUCCUUUCUCUCUAAAAAGUAAACCCUAUCUCUCUCUGAAAAAGGAAAUGGCACCAAAGACGGAGAAGAAACCAGCAGAGAAGAAGCCAGCGGAGGAGAAAAAGACGGUGGCGGAGAAAGCACCGGCAGAGAAGAAACCAAAGGCCGGAAAGAAACUACCAAAGGAAGGAGGAGCAGCGGCGGCUGGGGACAAGAAAAAGAAGAGAACGAAGAAGAGCAUAGAAACAUACAAGAUCUAUAUAUUCAAGGUGUUGAAACAAGUGCAUCCUGAUAUUGGGAUCUCAAGCAAGGCUAUGGGAAUUAUGAACUCAUUUAUAAAUGAUAUAUUCGAGAAGCUUGCACAAGAAGCAUCGAGGCUUGCGAGGUAUAACAAGAAGCCAACUAUCACUUCUAGGGAGAUUCAGACUGCUGUUAGAUUGGUGUUGCCGGGUGAAUUGGCGAAGCACGCAGUAUCUGAGGGUACUAAGGCUGUAACAAAAUUUACUAGCUCUUGAAUUUGACGAUGAAUGAGGGCUUUGUUUUGUGUGUAUUGCUGUCUAGGGUUAGGGUUUAGGUGUUAGUAGAUUUGGGAUUUUUAUGAUUUCUAGCUUUUGUUUUAUUUUUUUGAAAAAUUUAUGUUUGGUGUUUGUAAUUGAAGGUUGGAUCUACCCGAUCCUGAAUUCCUGAUGUUUCUAGUAUUGUUAAAAAUGGAAUGAAAUACAAAAUUUGCCCAUUUAUGUA